ACAGCGAUCAAACAUAGAGACUCGAUGAUUCUGGUAGACAUUCAUCACACAGCAAUCCAACAUAGAGACUCAAUGAUUCUGGUAGACAUUAAUCACACAGCAAUCCAACAUAGAGACUCAAUGAUUAUGGUAGACAUUAAUCACACAGCAAUCCAACAUAGAGACUCAAUGAUUCUGGUAGACAUUAAUCACACAGCAAUCCAACAUAGAGACUCAAUGAUUCUGGUAGACAUUAAUCACACAGCAAUCCAACAUAGAGACUCAAUGAUUCAAUGA
This is a messenger RNA of Lottia gigantea (owl limpet), 276 nucleotides long. RefSeq lists its product as hypothetical. The record is from RefSeq and is a predicted model, not a curated record. The transcript has a single exon. The annotation marks the transcript as partial. NCBI's taxonomy places the organism in Eukaryota, Metazoa, Mollusca, Gastropoda, Lottiidae.